Messenger RNA from Closterium sp. Naga37s-1, 2829 nucleotides. NCBI's taxonomy places the organism in Eukaryota, Viridiplantae, Streptophyta, Zygnematophyceae, Desmidiales, Closteriaceae. The record is from the annotation of a GenBank genome assembly.
AUGACUGGCCUUGUGUGUUUUGGGGUGAGUGUGGUUGAUUGCAGGGAGAGGGACGCAUUGGGGAUAGAGAGCGAGGAGGAGGAGGAAGAAGAUGAGGAGGAAGGGGAGGAGGGGAGUGAAGAGGAGGAGGAGGAGAAAAACAAGGCGGCCGACCCAUUCGCCCAGCGCAUGGAUCACAUGCUCACGCCACAGGAGCUGCUCUUGCUAGGAGGUGUAGUGGCUUGGUUGGUGCAGGGAGCUGCAAGGCGCUCACAGGAGCUGCUCUUGCUAGGAGGUGUAGUGGCUUGGUUGUCCAAGUUCGGCUCGCCUCUGGACGCACAGGCGCUCACCGACGCGUACCUGCUGCACGCGUCCAAGUUCGGCUCGCCUCUGGACGCACAGGCGCUCACCGACGCGUACCUGCUGCACGCGUCCAAGUUCGGCUCGCCUCUGGACGCACAGGCGCUCACCGACGCGUACCUGCUGCACGCGUCCAAGUUCGGCUCGCCUCUGGACGCACAGGCGCUCACCGACGCGUACCUGCUGCACGCGUCCAAGUUCGGCUCGCCUCUGGACGCACAGGCGCUCACCGACGCGUACCUGCUGCACGCGUCCAAGUUCGGCUCGCCUCUGGACGCACAGGCGCUCACCGACGCGUACCUGCUGCACGCGUCCAAGUUCGGCUCGCCUCUGGACGCACAGGCGCUCACCGACGCGUACCUGCUGCACGCGUCCAAGUUCGGCUCGCCUCUGGACGCACAGGCGCUCACCGACGCGUACCUGCUGCACGCGUCCAAGUUCGGCUCGCCUCUGGACGCACAGGCGCUCACCGACGCGUACCUGCUGCACGCGUCCAAGUUCGGCUCGCCACUGGACGCACAGGCCCUCACAGACGCCUACCUGCUGCACGCGCUGAACCACGUCUUUCACACGCGGGACCGCAUCACCAAGAACAACGACAAGCCCAACCGCGCCUCUGCUGCUGCCUGUAAGCAGGGGAGCAGGGGGAGGGGAAAGGAGGGGGGGGGGGUAAGGCGGAGGAGAAGGGGGAAGGGGGAAAUGGCGAGCCGGGUGAGGAGGGGGGGGGAGAGGGAGGGAGGGGAGAAGGGCGAGGAGAUGGAGGAGGGAGGGAUGGAAAGUGUGCUUUUCAAGAAGGGAGGAAAAGGAGGGAAGAGAGGAAGGAAGGGGCCAGGCGGGGUGGAGGUGGAUGGGAAGGAGUUGGUGGAGGUGGAGUGCAUCCCCAGGGACCAGGGCUUCACUCGCCCUAAAGUGCUCGUCCUACUGCCGUACCGCAAUGCAGCGCUGAAUGUGGUGCAGCGCCUGCUGCGAGUGACGCCCCCGCAAUCCAAGGUGGCAGUGGAGCAUUUGGAUCGCUUUCUUGCUGAGUUUGGCGAGGUGGAGAGCGAGGAGGAGGAGAGUGAGGAGGAGGACGAGGAGGAGAGGAGAAAGGCGAGGGAGAGGAAGAGGAGGAAGCAGCAGCAGCAGGUGGGCCGUGGGUUGUCAUGGGAAGCAGAGGAAAUGGAGGAUGGAGGGGGGGAGGGAGGGGGAGGAAGUAGGGGAGAGGGUGGGGGCGAGGGUGAAGCAGCAGCAGCAGAGGCGGCAGCAGCAGUGCUGCGGAAGGGAUUGAAGCCAGUGGAUCACCGGGCGAUGUUUGCAGGCAACAAUGACGACCACUUCCGCCUCGGCAUCAAGUUCACCAAGAAGGCAGUGAAGCUCUACACCGACUUCUACCAGUCCGACAUCAUUGUUGCCUCACCCAUCGGUCUCGUCACCAAGCUGGGCGAGGCUAUGGAGGACAGUGAGAAGGACAUGGACUUCCUCUCCUCCAUUGAGAUUGUCAUUGUGGACCAAGCUGACGUCAUCCUCAUGCAGAACUGGGCACACGUGGAGGCGGUGUUUGCGCAGCUGAACAAGCUGCCAGUGAAGCAGCAUGGCACUGACUUCAUGCGCGUGCGCGAGUGGUACCUGAACGGGUGGGCAGGGCACUACCGGCAGUCCAUUGUUCUCUCCGCCUUCUCCCACCCCUCCAUCAACGCUCUGUUUCACCGAUCCUGCUGCAACUUCUCAGGCAAGGUGAAGCUUCGAUCCGAGUACGCAGGAGUGCUGGCCCUGGUGGUACCGCAGGUGCAGCAGGUGUUUGACCGCAUUGACUGCAGCGCCAUCACAGCAGCAGCAGAGGCGCGCUUCCAGUUCUUCGUCUCCACCAUCUUCCCGCGCCUCCGCGACUCCGUUCAGGGGGGCGUGCUGGUAUACACGCAGUCCUACUUUGAGUUUGUGCGCCUCCGAAACUUCUUCAAGCAGGAGAAUCUCUCCUUCUGCCUCCUCUCCGAGUACACGGACGAGCGCAACGUGCAUCGGGCGAGGGCAUGGUUCUUUCAGAACCGGCGGCGCAUCAUGCUGUACUCGGAGCGAUCGCACUUCUACCACCGCUACCGGAUCCGGGGCAUCCGGGAGGUGAUCUUUUACUCGCUGCCGUGCUACCCUCACUUCUAUGCUGAGUUCCUCAACCCUUUAAUAGGGGGGACAACGCGGUUGAUAAAGGCUUCUCAAACCACCCCUGUCCCCUUCCCCUUGUGUCUUGUCACUCCCCAAACCCCUCAUCGCAGUUCCUCAACCCUUUCCUCAACCUGCUCGAAGGGGGGAACAACGCUGAUAAGGGCUGCUCCGCUCUCCUGCCCCUGCCUUCCCUAUCCCCCACCCCCUUUUCGUGCCUCCCUGAACCCCUCGUCGCAGUUCCUCAACCUGCUGGAAUGGGGAGACAACGCGGCUAUCCUCAAUCUGCUGGAAAGUACGGACAACGCAGCUGAUAGAGGCCCCUUAAAGCCGCUGACUUGCCCCUGCCUUCCCUAA